UCACAGGAAGAGCAUGACAGAUAUAGCGGCAAGUGACGCCGCUCUGGUAAAUGAGCGAUUGGAAAUUGAAGUAUCAAAUCCAAAGGUCGAUGUGGGCGCACACAAAGGUGGCACAGAUGUUUCUCACAUCGCUGCUGAACCCAAGAAACUUACCAAAAAGGAGCAGGCAGCCAGGAGGAAAGAGGAAGCAGAAAGGUGUUUCCAAAAGCAAAGGGCUUUAUUUUCGGAGAUAGACAAACACGAGUUACACUACGGGUGAGUAUCGAUACAAGUACAACAACCUGACCACUCUUGACCAGCUCUAACCCUGGUUAUACACAAACGGCACGUUCGGCAUUUAAUCAGUUCGUCAGUUUGUCCAUACUGAUGUACGCGGAGUAGCUCGAAUACGCCUAAUUAUUCCAGGCCUUACAGAUCUGAGUUGCGCCAGAGAAUCAAGCUACAAGCUAAGAUUCGCCACAAGAGAGUGGGCUCGCCUCUCCACAUGCUAAAUUUCAUCAGCAUGCCAUCAGCAUACCAAUAGCAAUAUCAUUCGGUUAAUGGCGAAGCCAACGAUUACAGGUGAGCAGCAUGUGUUCCUCUUGUUGAGAGGCUAUAAUAAUGCAAUAGAAGCACGAUUCCACCCGACACCACUUCUGAAUAGCUAUCAACUGGUAGGGAGAAUGGCCGUUAGAAUGGAAACUACUCAUGCCUUGUGAAUCUGCGUGGCGCUAGCCAACCGUUUAAAUUACGGUCUUGUAGUUGAAUUUGGUUCUGAUUGCCAAACAUUAACGAGUUCUUCCGGAAAUAGCGAUGCAAUGUCGUACUGAAUUAAAAUUUUCCUCUCCGCUCCGC
Molecule: messenger RNA, 834 nt
Organism: Sphaeroforma arctica JP610
Lineage: Eukaryota; Ichthyosporea; Ichthyophonida
Exons: 3
Coding region: 14-259 (81 amino acids)
Source: RefSeq, a predicted model, not a curated record